Molecule: messenger RNA, 516 nt
Organism: Pseudozyma flocculosa PF-1
Lineage: Eukaryota; Fungi; Basidiomycota; Ustilaginomycetes; Ustilaginales; Ustilaginaceae
Exons: 4
Coding region: 1-516 (171 amino acids)
Biological process (GO): protein import into mitochondrial matrix
Cellular component (GO): mitochondrial inner membrane; TIM23 mitochondrial import inner membrane translocase complex
Molecular function (GO): transmembrane protein transporter activity
Source: RefSeq, a predicted model, not a curated record
AUGUCGCACGCCGAUCACACAAGAGAUCCAUGUCCCUGGGUCAUCCUCAACGACUUUGGAGGUGCCUUUGCCAUGGGCGCCGUCGGCGGCACCAUCUGGCACGGCAUCAAGGGUGCCCGCAACUCGCCUCGCGGCGAGAGGUUGCCCGGCUCGCUGGCGGCCAUCAAGGCGAGGGCGCCCGUGCUCGGUGGCAACUUUGGCGUUUGGGGAGGCAUGUUCUCGUCAUUUGACUGCGCCGUCAAAGGGAUAAGGCAGAAGGAGGACCCGUGGAACGCCAUCAUCGCCGGCUUCAUGACGGGCGGAGGCCUGGCCAUCCGAUCGGGACCAAAAACCGCCAUUGGUUCGGGCAUCAUGUGCGGUAUCCUGCUAGGCGUCUUCGAAGGUGUCGGCGUGCUCAUGCAGCGGAUGAUGGCCGAGAACAACAAGCAGGUCGCCCCCAUCAUUCCGGACACACAGACUAUCGGCGGCGGCUCGGCAGCCAUCACCAACACCUCGACUCCCGCGCUCUCAUCCUAG